This is a messenger RNA of Torulaspora delbrueckii, 2223 nucleotides long. It is a transcript of the gene DRS1, whose product is annotated as putative ATP-dependent RNA helicase. The coding region runs from base 1 to 2223 and encodes 740 amino acids. The transcript has a single exon. The record is from RefSeq and is a predicted model, not a curated record. NCBI's taxonomy places the organism in Eukaryota, Fungi, Ascomycota, Saccharomycetes, Saccharomycetales, Saccharomycetaceae. Gene Ontology annotation, molecular function: ATP binding; RNA helicase activity; nucleic acid binding.
AUGAGUAAAGUGGACUUCUUGAGCAGUGGUUUCGUGCCUACUAUAAGUGACAGUGAGGAUGAUGUGCCCAACCUAGAUCAAUCUGAUGAAGAGACCGAGAAAGUAGUAAUUGAGAUUGAAAGCAACAAGAAGAAGAAUAAGAAGAAGAAGUCGAAACAAGUGGAGACCGGCGAAGCAGUCGAUGGGGACUUGAAUCCAAAUUUUAAUUUUAAUGUUGAAGGUGAUGAUGUUUCGAAAUUCCAGGGCUGGGACUUCUUCGGUGACGAUCAGAAGGGCGAAUCUAUUAAGAAAGAUGUUGACCUGAACGGUAUAAUCAGAAGGAAAGGUGGCUUGAUAAAUAUGGCUCAUAUUGAGGGUGAGAGUGAAGAAGAAGAGGGGGGAGAAGAUGACGAUGACGUGGAGGAGGAAAAAGAAGAAGACGAUGACGAGCUGGCUUUGGAUGGGUUCGGUAUGGGCUCGACCAAGAAGGAAGAAGAAAACGAGACGUCAGAGGAAGAGAAUGACCAAGAGCAAGAAGAAGAAGAAGCCGAUGUUGAGCCUAUUAGUAUACCGGACAACGGUGAAGAACACUCUGAAGAUGAAGACUCCCCCGAAGAGAUGGCGAAGUUUUACGCUCCAGAGGCAGAAAGUGAACAGGCCACAAAACAAGUUCAUAAUGAUUUCAAUUCAUUAUCACUAUCAAGACCUGUUCUUAAAGGUCUCGGCGACCUGGGGUACACCAGACCUUCUCCAAUUCAGAGUGCUACAAUUCCUAUCGCCUUGCUUGGUAAAGAUAUCAUUGCGGGUGCCGUUACAGGUUCGGGUAAGACAGCUGCCUUCAUGAUUCCAAUUAUUGAACGUUUGCUUUACAAACCUGCAAAGAUUGCUUCGACUAGAGUCAUCGUGCUAACUCCAACUCGUGAAUUAGCCAUUCAAGUGUCUGAUGUUGCGAAAAAACUUGGAAAAUAUGUAAGUGGUCUGACUUUCGGUUUAGCGGUCGGUGGUUUGAAUCUAAGGCAGCAGGAACAGUCGUUGAAGGCAAGACCAGAUAUUGUUGUAGCUACACCGGGUAGAUUCAUUGAUCAUAUCAGAAACUCGGCAAGUUUCAAUGUCGACUCAGUUGAAGUUCUUGUCAUUGAUGAAGCUGACAGAAUGCUAGAGGAAGGUUUCCAAGAAGAGUUGAAUGAAAUCUUGUCUUUGUUGCCUAGCAAAAGACAGACGUUACUAUUCUCGGCUACCAUGAACUCCAAGAUAAAACAAUUGGUCUCUCUAACCUUGAAAAGACCCGUCAGAGUAAUGAUCGAUCCACCAAAGCAAGCAGCGUCAAAAUUGACGCAAGAAUUUGUUCGUAUUCGUAAGAGAGAUCAUCUGAAGCCAUCAGUACUGUUCCACCUAAUCAAGAAGUUGGAUGGUACUGGACAGAAAAGAAUGGUCGUCUUCGUCGCCAGAAAAGAGAUGGCACAUAGACUGAGAAUUAUCCUCGGUUUACUCGGGAUAAGUGUCGGCGAAUUGCAUGGUUCAUUGUCUCAAGAACAACGUUUACAAUCGGUGAAUCAAUUUAAGUCAUUGGAAGUUCCUAUUUUAGUUUGUACUGAUUUGGCAUCGAGAGGUUUGGAUAUUCCAAAGAUUGAAGUUGUCAUCAACUAUGAUAUGCCAAAGAAUUACGAAGUUUAUUUGCAUAGAGUCGGUCGUACCGCCAGAGCAGGAAGGGAAGGUCGUUCCGUUUCACUCGUUGGAGAGUCAUCUCAAGAUAGAAGUGUGGUAAGAAGUGCUAUCAAGAGCGUCGAAGAGAGUUCAGAGGGUCAAACUGCCGCAGUUCGAAAUAUUGACUGGAACAAUGUCGAAGAAAUUAACAAACUUGUUGUAUCAAUGGAGGGAACUAUAGAUGAAAUUUUGGAAGAGGAAAAGGGUGAAAAAGAGAUUCUCAGAGCUGAAAUGGAACUUCGCAAGGGUGAGAAUUUACUCAAACACAAAGCCGAGAUCGAAGCAAGACCAAAGAGGACUUGGUUCAACAGCGAGGCUGAAAAGAAAAAUGCCAAGAUGUUCGGAGCUUUAGCCAAGAACAAAAAGACCGUUAACAGUAAAAAACGUAAGAGAAUGGAAGCAGCUGAGGAUUCCUCUCGUAGUUACAAGAAAACUCAGAAGAACCGUACAGCAGAUCAAGAAAGAGCAUACAAGAAACAAAAUAGAACUCCUGGUAAAAAAAUUCGAAGAAGGGAAAGGGUAGGAAGUAAGCUCCACUAA